Molecule: messenger RNA, 793 nt
Organism: Centropristis striata (black sea bass)
Lineage: Eukaryota; Metazoa; Chordata; Actinopteri; Perciformes; Serranidae
Gene: cplane2
Product: ciliogenesis and planar polarity effector 2
Exons: 5
Coding region: 54-788 (244 amino acids)
Molecular function (GO): GTPase activity; GTP binding
Source: RefSeq, a predicted model, not a curated record
AGAAACUGGCCUUAGCAGUGUGAUGCUAACUGUUAGCCGCUAGCUUAGACAACAUGGCACAAGCUGCUCCUUCCUCCGGAUCGAUCCUAGUGGCGGACUGGCAUCGAUGUAAAGACAGCAGAGAAUAUUUCAGCAAAAUUCUGCACAAGAAGAGACGCAAAGUCUUCGGCUUGUUGGAGUCUCCAGUGAUGCCUCCACAUGUAGCGGUGGACACAGUUCACUAUAAGAUCUUCAUCUCCGGCAAGAGCGGAGUCGGGAAAACUGCUCUUGCUGCUCGUCUGGCAGGCCUGAAUAUUCCCAACAUGCACUAUGAAACCACAGGUAUUGAGACGACGGUGGUUUAUUGGCCGGUGAAGCUGAGAGAAAACGGCAGAGUUCUGUUCUUCCGUCUGCAGCUGUGGGACUGUGGAGAGAACGCCCUACGCAGAUUUGACCACUUGCUACCAGCCUGUAAAGAGCAGGUGGACGCUGUCCUUUUCCUCUUCUCCUUCACUGACAGAACGUCUUUUGAUGACCUGUCGAAUCAAAUCACUAAAUGGAGCGGGACAUCUGUGGGUCGUGUUGUCAAACUGGUGGUUGGCACCAAAUUUGACCUCUUCAUGCACUGUGAUGUGGCAGCGAGAGACGUGAAGGACUUCCAGGAGAGGUGGAGCGUCCCGGUGCUGAGGGUGGGCGGAGAGGUCAGUGACGGGCUGGGGGACGUGGCCCCCCUCCUCAACCGCCUGGCAGAGAGUCUGUGGCAUCAGGACUGUGUUACAGCCAGACACCAGCCACAGCAGGAGCCCUGACGCUG